AUGAUUUCGGUAGCGAUGGACAGAGGAGGCUGGCGGCAGGCAUUGACAAACUGUUUAAGAGAGUUUGCUGGGCGGGUAAUGCUCAGCGCGGCCUGGCCGCAUUGUAUGUGGGUCCUAUGGGUGCCUGACAAGGUCGCGACGGGGCCGGCUGCUUCCACAAGCCAAAAAAUGCCAGAGACGUGGGUGGGGCAGGGGCAGUUGCUGCCUCAGGAAAACGGAUUGCAGUGCGCGUCAUCACUUGCCGUUGUGAGAGGAGAAAGCAAUCGCAGUGUGCGUGUGCUGUCGCUGAAAUUAUCCCCAGAAUAUAUUCUGAAACUGCAAGUAUUAGAAGACCACACCUAG
Molecule: messenger RNA, 342 nt
Organism: Ostreobium quekettii
Lineage: Eukaryota; Viridiplantae; Chlorophyta; Ulvophyceae; Bryopsidales; Ostreobiaceae
Source: the annotation of a GenBank genome assembly